AUGUACUUGCCCUAUUCAAAUUGACCUAAGCGUAAGCGUACUAACGAAGUUUUGCUAGGCAGAAAUGAACUCUAGAGAAAGUUCCCUAUAAGAUGCUCGCGCUGAUGAAGUAACACUAGCAAAACUUCACCAACGUUCAGCUGCAGAGAUGCAACUUAGUAUUUUAGUGAAUUAGCGUAGUAGUAGCGAAUUUGCGUCUGACGAAGUGGUGCGAAGUGUGGUGGAGUCUUUGCAGGCGAAAAUUCGCCCUUUAGUGAAUUUGCCCCGCUGUCUUUUGAGUACAGCAAAGUUUUCUGCACAAAGUGAGCAACGCAAGCUCCAGUUCUCUAUAGGAAAUGUCCAGUAUCGUUAUUUUCAGCCAUUUAGGGGCAGAUUUAUCAAAAGGUGAGUUUAGAGCUUAAUACAUAAAAAUUCACCCAAGUUCUAUUCAUUCUAUUCAUUCCUAGGGGAUUUUUAGAAUUGAAUCAAUGUGUGAAAGUUAUGGUUCUAUAAAUCCCAUAGGAAAGAAUAGAAUGUGGGUGAGUUUUUAUUUACUAAGCUGUAAACUCAUAUUUCGAUAAAGUUAACCCUUAGAGUAGAGACUAUUGUCUGUUCUUGCAAGUAUUGCCGUAUGAGAAGUGAUUUGCUACAUGCAGAGAACAGCUGAGGCUUCCCCUCUGCAGCUUUCUUAUAUGAGCUAGUUCCCAGUAAUUUUGCCUUUCCCAUUGCAGCUGUACUGUACGUAGAAAAUGCUGUAAUAUAUCCUACAACAAUGCUGCCCCGCCUCCACAGAGGUAUGUGCUGUUCUCUGGGCAAAAAUAAGGAAAUGAACACUAAUUUCAACACAAACUUUUCCCUUUGUCAGUUACAUUACACUUUCUGCACUGCCUGCCUGUAUGAGAACUUUUCUUUUGGGUCUGGGCUGUAAUGGAGUGGAGAAUAUCUGUUUCCUGGUCUACGGUGCUGUAAAUGAUCUAUGUUCUAAAUAUGUUUCAGCAAUUACUCUGAAACAAGCCAGUUUAUAUUUUCAAGUUGGAUGAACCCAGUUCAUUGCAUGUGGAUUUAAAGAAUAAGCAUACAAACGUAUAUAUAGAAGGUCAUGGCGAGGACCUGGAUCGAACCAGUGGUGGUUGGUGCCCAGAUGGCCAGCUCAUUUUAUGACACAGGACUUCUUUUAGUGGUGAAGACACACUACAACCAAUCAUCUUUAUCUUCUAACAGCACCAGUGAUGAUCAACUGCAGAAUGCCAUUUCAAACUUUUACCUGAUCCACAAUCUGAUCUUGUCACUGACCCCAUUUCUUUCUGCCUACGUUCUGUCCAACAUUGGUGAUAAGAAGAACAGAAAGGUCCCAAUAUGUGUGCCACUACUUGGCUACUUUGUAUCACGGAUGUUUCUUCUCUUUGUCAUUCUAUUUAAUUGGCCCAUAGAGGUCAUGUAUGGCUCUGCUGCUCUGAAUGGUUUGACUGGCUUUUUUACCACGUACUGGGCUGGAGUUCUGGCAAUUGCAUCCCUGGGCUCUUCUGAGAGCAAACGAUCAGUUCGAUUUAUUAUCAUUGAACUGGUCUAUGGAGCCGCUGGUUUUGUAGGCAGUUUGGUAUCUGGCCAUAUAUUUAAGAAUUUUGAAAUUGCAAAUCAGAAAGGUUCUGUCCUGGUAAUCCUCAGUCUUUGCUUUUAUGCCUUCUCUCUAUUGUAUUGUCUAUUUAUUUUUAAAAUCCCUAAAAUUGAAGGAACUGGACCAGAAUACUCUAGGCAGAGACUAAACAGUGAAACACAAAUUAGCCCCAAUGUACCAACAGAAACUUCCACAUUGCUCAUGAAAGAUCCAACUGAAGCAUCAGCAGUAGUAGAAAACAGUGCAACCAUGACUUAUUUUUCGAAGCUUUUCCUUUUCCUCCUCUUCUUCAGUGGCAUCUUGUAUAAUGCUGCAGUAAGUGGUGCUGUGGACGUGCUUCCCUUCUUUAUCAUUAAUAAACCCCUAAACUGGGGUGCAGUAGAAGUUGGUUAUGCUAACGCUGCUGGCUACCUCAUAUUUGUCACAAGCUUUUUGGGAGUAUAUUUUUUCUCUAAAUGUUUACCAGAUUUCAUCAUGAUUGGAAUUGGCAUUUUGUCCUUCAGCCUUGGUAUAUUCAUCAUGGGAUUUGUGCAAUGGACCUUCUUGUUUUAUAUUGCUCGAGCUGUAAUGAUGUUUUCACUGAUACCUCUACCAACGAUUAGAUCUGUAAUAUCCAAACAAGUGCGAGGAACAUCCUAUGGUAAAGUCUUUGUUGUACUGCAGCUUUCAUUAUCUCUCACACAUGUGAUUACUUUAAUUGCAUUUACCAAGCUUUACCAAGCCUCACUUGACUGGUUCCGCGGAUUCUGCUUUAUCCUGGCAAGCAUAAUUGCUCUGCUCAGCCUCAUUCCUAUCAGCAUUGCAGCAUAUAUGCGUCGGUCAAGACCACCAAUAUGAGCCGUGCAAUAAACUGAAUUUGCUGAAACCUUUGCACUUCUUUGUCUUGAAAUGAAAUAAAAAACUUACUAAUA
Molecule: messenger RNA, 2505 nt
Organism: Xenopus laevis (African clawed frog)
Lineage: Eukaryota; Metazoa; Chordata; Amphibia; Anura; Pipidae
Gene: slc46a2.L
Product: solute carrier family 46 member 2 L homeolog
Exons: 5
Coding region: 1079-2431 (450 amino acids)
Biological process (GO): transmembrane transport
Cellular component (GO): membrane
Molecular function (GO): transmembrane transporter activity
Source: RefSeq, a predicted model, not a curated record